Molecule: messenger RNA, 2126 nt
Organism: Mytilinidion resinicola
Lineage: Eukaryota; Fungi; Ascomycota; Dothideomycetes; Mytilinidiales; Mytilinidiaceae
Exons: 1
Coding region: 332-1672 (446 amino acids)
Source: RefSeq, a predicted model, not a curated record
CUUAUCCCCCUUAUUUAUGCUUUUACUACUGUAAUGCGUUCUCUGAUACCAAUCUUGGGAAAUGCCCGGCCAAGACCGUUUGCCUCCCCGAAAUGUAGCAGGCGCCGCCCCUGUCACGAUCCCGCGUGUCAGCCUGUCUCAAGUAGUUACCCCGUUUCCCACCACCUCAAUGAUAAAGUCUAAGCUGCCUUGAAAUUUGCAAGUAGUCCAAAAGCCUCAACCUCGCAUUAAUUGAACCCUCAUUCGGUAGCAACAUCUUCAUUAGUCACUCUUAAAACUUUGCAGAUAUCCCAUUCUGGCUUCUCCUUCUCGUAGACAGUCAAGGAUCCCAAUGUGGAAUGCCAAUCGAGUUUCGAAUCCCCCCUCCCGCACGCCUUCCGUCCACUCCGUACACAAUUCUGUGACGUCGAUGGCACGGUCCCCAUCUGUACACUCCAUUGCACGAUCAAUCAAUUCGCAUCGUGGGUCUGGAGGUUACGAUUCAGACCGGAGUAGUGACACAGCAGGCGAGGACGAGUUCCCGAUGCCGCCAACCACGACAGCCACUAUUCCUCCGCUAUGGCAGCAACAAGAGCGCUUAACGCGAAAGCUCGGCCAUGCAAGUCUCCAUGUCGCAGAAAUUCAGCUACCUCCCCCACAUACACGCGAGAGUAUACGGGAAGACAAUAGUGAAACGCGUUCCCGCGGCUCGACCCUCGCCGACGAGCAGGACUUCGAAUUUCCAGAGAAAACGCCGACUUCUCUCAAGCCGAAAGAGCUACUUGAGAACGAGAAGGAGAUAGAACCGAUUGUCGAGUCUCGAGUGAUUGGGCCUCUUGAGCAGCAGCUUUCUGCCCUGCUAUCCAAAGUCGUCUUUCUCGAGCGCGAAAAUCCAACCAUUGCCGUCCAGCCCGAUGAAUACAGGGAGAUGCAAGAUCGUAUAAAGUCCCUCGAAGCCGAGAAAGCGACCUGGCAAAAACGCCACGAGGCUCUCUUCGCCCUACGCGACGAGGACGUUGAGAACAACAUUAAGAUCCGCGGCCUGCUUGCUAAGGAGCGCCGCGAGCACGAGGCCAUGAAGAAGCUACGCGACGAGGACCUCGAGAACGUCCUCAUAGUACGCAGCAAGCUCGCUGAGGCCACGCGGAAGCUUGACCGCAUGGAGAAGACCGGCGGCGUACUCACUCCUAAUGGGCGCCCAAAGAGCAUCGCGCUCGAAAGGCGAAACACCACAGAUCUUUUCCAGGUGGCUCGUAAUGCGGCACUCGAGCAACGAGCACUUGAGCUGGAGAAGGCAAAUCAGGACCUGCUAUCUCAGAUCGCGGCAUUGAAACAGGGCUUGAGUCCAACGGCAACAAGCGGAUCUACAGAUAGAGUCACCGCUCAUGCCGCCUGGCGUGACACCGUUAGCGAUCUGCAAUUCAAGCUCCGCCAGAAAGACGAGGAGCUCGCACGAGCCCGUGCCAGUGGAGCAGGAGUAACGACUGACACGUCUUCGAUGAACUGGCAUCGUAUCGAAGCGUUACAUGAAGCACAUUCAACGCACCGGGAGAAGAGUGCGCAGAGGUUGCAGCAGCUCAGGUCCGAGAAGGAGACACUUCAGAGAGAGCUGCACAAGCGGGAGGACGAGAAUGCGGAGUUGGAGGCGAAGGUUGAGAAGUUGCAGAGGCGGCUGGGUGGUGUAGGAGCUUAGCUCCUCUCAACGUUUUUACCAUGAGAGAUGAUAAAUGAGAUUUGAGGACUUGCGAGCGGAGAACUAGAGGAGCUAUACCAUGAUCUCUUUACGUCUGUAGAGCUGCGUUUAAGCGCGCUGGAUGCCUUAUAUCAUUUUUUUCUGUUUCCUCCAUUGAGUUCGUCUAUCCUUGUCUCAAAUUCCCGUACUAUAUCAUGGGUUUCGCGCGGACUCGAAAUUAUCGGACAAAAAUACUCACCUGUAUUGUUCAUACUUAUUUUUCAAUCUUAGUUCAAAGAGCCUGGAAUCGGAAAAAAAUUGCGAUUCCACUUCCGUUAUGAUAGGCUAGCUGUUGAGGGUGACGAUCAGCACUCGAACAUGAAACUUCCAAACAAGAGAUAAAGCGUAGGACCUUGGCUCAAGUCGUCAAGGAACGGCUGCAUAUCAAUGCCAGGAUGGAUAUCUUUGUCCGCGC